UCCGUUGGUUCUUCGUUCACAAGCGUACUGGUCGUUGCGCCGCUGAGGUCUUACGGGUUUCUCGUUGAACGGUCUUCGCGCGGAUUGUGUGCAAAUUGUGUCGUCGAUUGGAAUAGUAUACCUUGGGUGCUUCGGUUUGCAAGUUCAAUGUCAAUGUCUGACUAGUGGAUUGUCGUUCCUCAGCUAGACCGGAUACGGACGCAGGACUCAGGCAGGCGCUUACGGGAAAAUCUGGCGGAAUUUGGAAACGGACGCUUCGUGAGAGGAUUUACUUGGUGACGUGGAUUGUUAAUCGUAUUUUGUGUUUUGGGUCGGUGUUAAGCAAUUGGUGAUUAGUGAAACUAUUCGUUAAGUGAAGUGAUUUGUGAAGGAACUGAUAAACAGUACAAAUUAUUAUAACAAUGGGUUCGAGAAUUGAAAAUCCCGCUAUUGAGCACCGUGCCAAGCCUCCGCUACCCGGUGAGGAGAUUGUGAUUGCCGGUAUUUCUGGUCGGUUCCCGAAUUCGGACAAUGUGCGCGAAUACGCCCAUAACCUGUACAACAAGAUCGACAUGGUGGACGAACUGGAAACCCGCUGGCGUCACAGCAACGUGGAAAUCCCUCGCCGUAUGGGAAAGGUCAACAACUUGGAGAAGUUCGAUGCUACGUUCUUCGGUGUGCACUUCAAACAGGCUCACACCAUGGACCCGCAGUGCCGUAUUCUUGUGGAGCAUGCGUACGAAGCAGUCAUCGAUGCUGGUGUGAACCCGAAGAGCCUUCGAGGAUCACGUACCGGAGUGUUCAUCGGAGCAUGCUUUGCCGAGUCGGAAAAGACUUGGUUCUACGAGAAGAUUUCUUCAGGUGGUUUUGGUAUUACUGGAUGUUCCCGUGCUAUGAUGGCGAACCGUAUUUCCUACACCAUGGGUCUGAACGGUCCAUCUUUUCUGUUGGAUACCGCUUGCAGUAGUUCCAUGUAUGCUCUGGACUGUGCCUUCAAUGCCAUUCGCAACGGAGAGUGUGACGCGGCCAUCGUUGGUGGAUCUAACUUGCUGUUACAUCCAUACGUCACUCUACAAUUCGCACGUCUUGGAGUCUUGGCUGCUGAUGGAUACUGUCGUCCAUUCGACAAAGAUGCUUCCGGUUACACCCGUUCGGAGGCCAUCUGCGUUGUGUUCCUCCAGAAGGCCAAGGAUGCUAAGCGAAUUUACGCUGAUGUUGUCUACUCCAAGACCAAUUGCGAUGGGUUCAAAGAGGAAGGCAUCACCUACCCAUCCGGACCGAUGCAACGGAAACUGCUUUCUGAGUUCUACCAAGAAAUCAAUAUCGAUCCAUCAACCGUUGACUACGUAGAAGCUCACAGUACUGGUACGGUUGUCGGUGAUCCAGAAGAAUGUAACGGAUUGGAUAAGGUCUUUUGCCAAGGUCGUAAGAAGCCACUACCAGUCGGAUCAGUCAAAUCCAACAUUGGACAUUCCGAAUCUAGCUCCGGUAUUUGCUCUAUUAUCAAGUCGGUUCUGGCCUUCGAAAACCAGGUUAUUCCACCUAACAUCAACUUCACCGAAACCAGAGGUGACAUUCCAUCGCUGGUCGAAGGACGCUUGUCGGUUGUUUCGGAACCUACACCUCUGGAUGGUCCACUGAUUGCGGUGAACUCCUUCGGUUUCGGUGGCGCCAACGCUCAUGCUCUGCUCAAAGGUAACCCGAAGCUGAAGGUCAACGGUGGAAUUCCUGAAGACAAUCUACCACGCUUGGUCACCUGGUCGGGUAGAACCGAAGAGGCCAUCGAUGUCAUUUUGACUGAACUUAGCAACAAACACCUGGAUGCCGAAUAUGUUUCGCUGUUGCACAGCGUCCAGAGCGAGUCUAUUCCUGGAAACGUAUUCCGUGGCUACGGAGUCUACGCUAAGAAUGGCAUGGAGAACGCACUCUGCUUGGGACGUGAUUGUCAGCAUUAUACCGGUAUGAAGCGUCCGCUCGUUUGGGUAUUCAGCGGUAUGGGAUCUCAAUGGACCGAGAUGGGUACUUCUCUAUUGGAAAUUCCAAUCUUCCGCGCUUCGGUCGAGAAAUGCCAUCGUGUGCUGGAGAAAAGAGGACUGAAUUUGAUGGAGAUCUUGACCUCUAAGGAUUGCAAAUACGAAAACAUUCUUCACUCGUUUGUGGGAAUUGCCGCUGUUCAAAUCGGUAUCGUAGAUGUCCUGCGUUCCCUGGAUAUCGAACCGGACUUCGUUAUUGGACAUUCAGUCGGUGAGCUGGGUUGCGCGUACGCUGACGGAUGUUUCACAGCCGAGCAAAUGAUCCUGUCUGCAUACUCCCGAGGUAUGGCAAGUUUGGAGACAAAGACCGUGUUUGGUUCGAUGGCAGCUGUUGGAAUGGGUUACCGUAAGAUCCGAACAAUGAUUCCACCGGGAAUUGAAGUGGCCUGUCACAACGGUCCGGAUUCGUGUACCAUCUCUGGACCUAAGGAAAAUGUGGAAGCCUUUGUUAAGGAGCUGACCGGAAAGGGAAUAUUUGCCAAGGAAGUUCCUUGCUCGAACAUUCCUUAUCACAGCAAGUACAUUGCUGAAAUGGGACCAAGGCUGUUGGCGCGACUGAACGAAGUUAUCCCAGAACCGAAGAAACGAUCGCCCAAGUGGCUGAGUUCAUCUGUGCCAAAGAUCCGUUGGGACCAGCCGGAAAGUCAGUACUCCUCGGCUCACUAUCAUACGAACAAUCUGCUGAGCUCGGUAUUGUUCGAGGAAACCUCCGCUCUUCUUCCAAACAACGCAAUAACCAUUGAAGUUGCUCCCCAUGGACUGUUGCAAGCCAUUUUGAAGAAAUCCAUGCCCAACGCUAUUCAUAUUGGUUUGACUAAGCGUGGUAAUAAGGAUAACGUGCAGUACAUGUUCAACGCUUUGGGAAAAUUGUACGUCAACGGCUUGGACAUCCCGGUUUCACGUUUGUACCCGCAAGUGGAAUACCCUGUCUCUCGAGGAACACCUCUGAUCUCGCACUUGGUUCGUUGGGAUCACAGCGAAGAUUGGUUCGUAACCAAGUUCGAAAUGCAGAAGUCUUCGAAGAGUGGAGAACGUCGCGUCAAGAUCAAACUGAGCGAUCAGGACUUCAGCUACAUCGCCGGGCACGUCAUCGACGGUCGUGUGCUGUUCCCUGCAACGGCGUACCUGCAUCUGGCAUGGGAAACUCUUGCUAUGGUAAAAGGUCCAAUGUAUUUCGACUUGGAGGUGGAAUUCGAGGAUGUUAAGUUCCUGCGUGCUACGUCGAUUGCCAAGGACCAGGAAAUCGAGUUCACCGUGAUGCUUCAACCGGGUACCGGCCGCUUUGAAAUCACCGAAGGAUCGGCAGCAGUCGUUACAGGCUACGUCAAACACGUUGAGAACAUUCAACUGUCGGAAAUUCCAGACCCACCGGAAAGCGACUUCCCAAUGUUAACCGCUCGUGACUUCUACAAGGAGCUUCGUCUGCGUGGUUACCAUUACAAUGGAGCUUUCCGUGCAGUACAGGAAGCACGAGCUGAUGCACGUUGUGGAAAGGUCAGCUGGGAUCUGAACUGGGUAUCGUUCCUUGACUGCUUACUACAGUGCUGUAUCGUUGGCAAGGAUACGCGCUCUCUGAUGAUCCCGACAGGAAUUGAACGUUUGCGCAUUGAUCCCAAGAUGCAUCUGGCCAUUGCCAAUACCAUGGAAGAAGGCGAACAGGUGUUCGACUUCAAAUUCUCCGACGUGUUGAAUACGAUUCGUUGCGGUGGAAUCGAAGUCAUCGGGCUGCAGGCUAGCACCGUUGGACGCAGGAAGCCACCAGGUUAUCCAGUUUUGGAAUCAUACCAGUUUAUCUCGCACCUUCCAGCACCGAAGAUGAGCAAGGCCGAUGCCGUGCGAGUAUGCGUUCAACUCGCCUUAGAAAACAUCCCGGUUCCGAAGGUGAAGGCCGUUGAGACUGACUUCCAUAACGAUACUCCUAUUACGCCUCUAUUCGCUGAAGCUCUUGGAGAUCUUCCGUUGGUCACCGCCGAUCUGAUGUUCCUCUCGCAGCAACAGCUAUCCUUGACCGGAGUACAUGUUGAAGAUGGAAAACUGUCUACCCAAUCAAGCUGUCUCUUCUUGAUUUCCGUGAACUGCCUUGGACGUCCAGAGCUGAUCGAGGAAGCUGCCAACAGCUUACACGAUAGUGGUUUCAUCCUAUCUCGAGAAGCCGCAAACUUGGCAUUGGAUAGCAUCGUUGCUCCUGCUGGAUACCAGCUGAUUGCCCUGAUUCCAGUAGAAGAUGAAACCUACGUGCUCUUGCAGCGUAUCAAGCGCAAGUACAUGGGAAGCCCAACCAUUGUUCAGAUUCCCAACGACGACAAGUUUGAAUGGGUCGCUAAGCUGCGUGAUGCAAUGAAGCAAGGAUCGGUGAUUGCUGUUGCUCAAGGAGACAGCAUGUCUGGUAUCCUCGGUCUUGUAAACUGUAUUCGUAAGGAACCUGAUGGUGGAAUGGUGAGCUGCGUCUUUGUAGAUGAUCCGAGGGCACCUCCAUUCGAGCUCGAUAACCCCGUAUAUAAAUCGCAUUUGAAACUAGGCCUGGCUUUGAACGUGUACCGAAAUGGACGCUGGGGAUCUUACCGUCACCUGCAGCUGCUGCAACCCAUUGUCACCAAGCCAAGACGUGACCACUGCUAUGCGAAUGCUCUGACUAAGGGAGAUCUGUCAUCGAUGACCUGGCUUGGUGGACCGUACAACCAGCGAAGACCGACUCGCGAGCUCGUCAAGGUUUGCUACAGUUCUUUGAACUUCCGCGAUGUUAUGUUUGCAUCGGGUAAACUUACGGCUGACUUCGCCAAUCUGUCCCGCCUGGAACAACAGUGUGAUCUCGGUUUCGAGUAUUCUGGAGUCACCGAAAGUGGCAAGCGAUUGAUGGGUAUGCUUACAACCGGCGCAAUGGCAACUCACGUCGAGAAUGAUGAAUCGUUGACAUGGAUUGUUCCUGAACACUGGACUCUGGAAGAGGCUGCCACAGUUCCUGUUGUCUACGGUACCGUGUACACUGCUUUGUUCCUCAACGCAAACAUCCAGAAGGGACAAUCCAUCCUCAUCCACGCUGGUAGUGGAGGUGUUGGUCUAGCAGCUAUCAAUGUAUGUCAAGCAUACGGAUUGGAAGUUUACACAACUGUGGGAACGCAAGCGAAGCGGGACUUCCUACUCCAAACCUUCCCCAAAUUGAAACCUGAGAACAUUGGAAACUCUCGUGAUACUUCAUUCGAGAAAAUGAUCAUGCUUCGCACCAAUGGAAUGGGCGUUGACUACGUUCUGAACUCGUUGUCUGAAGAUAAACUGCAGGCUUCGUUGCGUUGCUUGGGCAAGUACGGAAAAUUCCUGGAAAUCGGCAAAUAUGAUAUGGCCAAUGACAGCAAACUGGGUCUGCACCGAUUCUUGCGAGCCUUGUCGUUCACGGCUAUCUUGGUAGAUUUCCUGUUCACGGCCCCUCUAGAGGAAAAGCAGGUCUUGCGUGAUCUCGUCGAUAAGGAUAUCAAGGCCGGAAUCGUUAAGCCAUUGAAGACCAACGUUUUCCCUGCCAGUGAAAUUGAGAAUGCCUUCCGAUAUCUGGCCAGCGGCAAGCACGUCGGCAAGGUUUUGCUGAAGAUCCGUGAAAAUCCAAAUGACGUAGAAUCGGUACCGAUUGCUUAUCUGCCUCGAAUGUACUGCAAUCCGGACCAUUCGUACAUUAUUGCUGGAGGCCUGGGUGGUUUUGGUUUGGAACUUGCUGAUUGGCUGGUACUGCGUGGAUGUCGUAAACUUGUCCUGAGCUCUAGCCGAGGCAUUACCAAGCCAUACCAAGCCUACCGUAUCAAAAUGUGGGAACAAUACGGUGUCCAAGUGGUAGUUAACACCGAAGAUAUUACGACCAAGAAGGGAUGCGAAUCGUUGAUAAUGGCUGCCACCAAAUUGGGCCCAGUCGGAGGUAUCUACAAUUUGGCGGUUCAACUGCGCGAUGGUAUCUUUGAAAAUCAGAGUGUCCACAAGUUCAUCGAGUGCAUGGGUCCUAAGGCGGUAGCAACCAAACACUUGGAUGAGCUCAGUCGUAAACUGUGUCCUCAUUUGUCGUACUUCGUUGUGUUCUCUAGCGUUUCCUGCGGUCGUGGAAACGCUGGCCAGAGUAACUACGGUAUGGCGAACUCCGUCAUGGAGCGCAUCAUUGAACAUCGUCAUGCGAAUGGACUGCCGGCCAAGGCCGUUCAAUGGGGAGCCGUUGGAGAAGUUGGUUUGGUUGCGGACAUGCAGGAAGACAAGCUGGAUAUGGAGAUUGGUGGCACUCUACAGCAAAGAAUCUCCUCCUGUCUUCAGGAGCUGGACCCUCUGCUAACGACUCCAGAGCCAAUCGUUGCCAGCAUGGUUGUCGCUGAGAAGCGUGUGAGAAGCACCGGAAAGGAUAAUAUUAUUGAAUCCGUUAUGAACAUCAUGAGCAUCCGUGAUAUCAAGUCGGUAUCAAUGGAUACUACGCUCUCGGAACUUGGAAUGGACUCACUGAUGGCUGUCGAAAUCAAGCAGACGCUUGAACGUGAAUAUGAAUUAUUCCUUACGCCACAGGAUCUCCGCUCGCUGACUUUCCUGAAGCUUCAAGAACUAACAGAGGCAAAGGCCUGUUCCGACGACAACGUUAAAUUGAAGCUGGCCAACGAAAAGACACCAACUGGUGUUGCUAUGUUGCUUCGUAACUUGGGCGAUGAGUUCAACAGCGAGCAUACGAUUCUACGUCUACAGUCCGAGAAUGACUCUAAGAAAUAUAAUGCCUGUGUUCUUCUAACGCCUGGAAUUGAAGGCGUUGCCGGUAAUGCCUGGCAUAGUAUCGCUUCGCAGCUGACCUUGCCUACGUUCAUCACUCAGCUGACCAAGACGAUCAACAUGAGCAGCAUACCAGAAAUCUGUCAAUUCCUGUCCCAAGACGUGAUCGAAAAUGUGUUCAAGGGAACGGAACACUUCUAUCUUGUCGGUUACUCGUUUGGCGCGUUUAUUACGCUAGAAUUGGCACGAUUGCUGGAAGAAACAGGUAAACGAGGAAAAAUCCUACUGAUUGACGGCGCACCCAAGUUCCUGCACAAGCUGGCCUUAGAUCAAAUGUCCGACAAUUGGACCGAUGAAACUGUUCAAAUUGUUCUGUUUGCCGGUAUCCUCAACACUAUCUACCCGGAUGAGACGACAGAUGUACUGCCGAUAAUCAGUGAUUGUCCGUCGUUCGAGGCACGAAUGGACAAACUACUCGAGCUCACCAAGGAUCAGAACAUCUACUCCGAAUCCUACCUGAGAAUGAUGACGAAAGCAUUGUUCAACCGAAUCAAGAUCACCCUGCUGUACGACGUUAACAAGAUCACCCCACUGGAGUCUCCGAUCACCCUGGUACGCCCAACGGAAGUAUCCGUCGUGGACAUCGAAGAAGACUACGGGCUCGCAGAGUACACCAAGGGCACGGUUACUCUUAAGUUCUUGGAGGGUAACCACAUCACCAUGCUGGAGAACCCGAAGCUGACGCAGAUCAUUACCGAGUCCGACCCGGUGCUCGAGUCGGAUCGCUGCUUCCAAAAGUACCUUCAAAGCAAUGUAAUUGCCGAGUAAGAACUAGUUGCACGAAGUUCGCAUUAACCGAAUAGUACGACCACCUCAACUUUGAAAUCGACUGUUGUUUGACAACCCAGGCACACCUCUGCUCCAAAAAGAAAUGAUCACCAUGUAACAAGACAAUCCUAAGUAACGCUAAUAAAAGAAAAGUUAAUUUAUUAUGAGAAA
Aedes albopictus (Asian tiger mosquito) is the source of this 7730-nucleotide messenger RNA. It is a transcript of the gene FASN3, whose product is annotated as fatty acid synthase. The transcript has 5 exons. Bases 402 to 7559 code for a protein of 2385 amino acids. Lineage: Eukaryota; Metazoa; Arthropoda; Insecta; Diptera; Culicidae. Gene Ontology annotation, biological process: fatty acid biosynthetic process. The record is from RefSeq and is a predicted model, not a curated record. Gene Ontology annotation, molecular function: phosphopantetheine binding; fatty acid synthase activity; 3-oxoacyl-[acyl-carrier-protein] synthase activity.